Meleagris gallopavo (turkey) is the source of this 1468-nucleotide messenger RNA. NCBI's taxonomy places the organism in Eukaryota, Metazoa, Chordata, Aves, Galliformes, Phasianidae. The record is from RefSeq and is a predicted model, not a curated record.
AUUCUGGUCCUAUUUCAGGCCACCUGAUGAACAUAGGUGCAGGGAACAGUGAAGGAUUUACUGCUGGUGCUAUUGCCUUUUUGGUGCUCAACGCUUUUUUAAUGAUUUUAGCUUCCUCUUUUAAUGUGGUGCUUCUCUGCAUGACCCUGGUAGUGGAGCUCCUGACCAUUUGUUUUCUGCUCUUCACAUUGGAGAUCCUCCCUUUGCCAUUUGAAAUUGUAAUGUUAUGCAUCUUCAGCAUCAUCUGCUUUUACGGAGCAACAGCAUCACUUGCAAACAGCAUGUUUGGGAAGGACCUCAUGAUGAUGGGACCCUCUCUGUUCACAGCUGAGAGCUCUAAGAAGAACACUGAAGAUCCCCCACCCUGCAUCUGCCCCAAGUCCCACUGUACCAGUGGCCUGAGAACCAUUGCUGACUUGCUGAACACAGGAGCAGUGUGUGGGGUCCCAACAGACACCGUGUAUGCUUUGGCAGCCUCCUGCAGACACCCUCAAGCCAUUGAGAAAGUCUACAGAAUCAAGGACAGGCCUCAAGAGAAGCCCAUCUGCAUCUUCAUUUCAAACCUGGAUCAGCUGCGAGCAGCUGCUCCUCCCAUCAGCCCACUGCUGUGGGAAUUCAUGGAAAAUGUUUACCCAGGUGGUGUUGGCUGCAUUAUCAAGAAAGGAGAAUGGCUGAAGAAGUUAGGAGUUGGAGAAGGCUACAGCAGAGUGGGAACUCAAGACAGUAUAAUGAUCAGAGUGCCUGACCUGACUGUCCUUGUGCACCUCAUUGACAUGACGGGGCCUUUGGCAAUCACAUCUGCUAAUCCUAGUGGAGAAGUUGACAGCACACAUCACGACAUGGUCAUCUCACGUCUCGGCCAUAAGCUGGAGGGUGUUCUCUGUGAUGGAGAAUCUGAUGAAGUGGUAGCAUCAACUGUGGUCAACUGUACAAGGAUUGAUGAAAGUGGCAUCACCAUCUUGAGAGAAGGCUGCAUACCAGCAGGCAAGGUGAUGCAGAUAUUUGAAAGAGUAAAGAACAGAGUAGUCUGACACCGAAGAAAACCUCCUCUGAGCAAAGGAACAGCAUCUACUCUCACAAAAAGACAUGAUGAAUCCCAAACCUCGCUGGAGCAGUUGGCCUUGUGAAAGCCAUACCUUCUCUAAUCAAGCACUUACCUCCUUGGGAAGCAGCAGCACUUUCCCAUCCAGUGUCUCUCCUGGGAGCGUUCUGUGGCUAUUAAUUGUUUAUCUCCAGUAAGUGCCUGAAACCGCUAGGAAAUCUGCCCACAGAGUGCCAGCAGGAUCAGGAGCUGAUGCUGCACUGCAGGAAUUCCCAGAGCGCCAGUGUUUCCUGAGUGCCUUGGACUGCGGACUUCAUGCUUGCUUGUAUACUCCCUUCUACAACACUCAGAUCUGUGUAUUUUAAACAGCUGAAUUCAACUAAAUAAAUCUUCUUUUUGGAAUAUAAGAAAAAGUCUUUAGCUUUC